GAACCAACCCCUGGCUGCACGGCUUCAACCUUCGAGUCCGCCUGCUGCCGAAGCCGAACAACUGAGCAAGUGAGCAAAGAGAGAAACCCAUCGGAGAUGGCGGGACGCGCCGUCGCCUUGCUCCUCGCCGUCGCGCUCGCGGCCGUCGUCCUGCACCCCGCCCCGGCGGCGGCGGCGGGGCAGAAGAAGCCGGCGACGGCCGCGAGGCGGGAGGACAUCCCCUACAUCCGGUGCCAGGUGUGCGAGCGGAUCGCGCGCGAGAUCUCCGCGCAGGUCGCCAAGAAGCAGCAGGCGCUCCCGCCCUCCAAGAAGGUGCCGGAGAUCGAGAUCAUCGACAUCGCGGAGAAUGUGUGCAACCUUAAGAAGCAGGAGGCGGAUUGGAUGCUCCGGAUCGAUAUCGUCGAGAAAGGCGACAAGCUGGAGCUUGUUGAGCAAGACGAGGAAGGGCAUUGUAAUGCAGAAUGUAAGACCAUUGAACGUGCUUGUCAGGAGGUGAUUGGAUAUGCUGAUACUGAUGUCGCUGAGUUUGUUUACAAAAACAACCCCUCAGUUGACCAACUGAUGAAAUUUCUCUGUAAAGAUCUAUCCAAAGCGUGUGCCAAGGACCCACCACCGGUUCCAAAAGAUCGGGUCCCUGGAGAGCCAUUUGCUAGAAAGCCAUCUAAAGAUGCAGAGAUGGAAAAGAUAUUGAGAUCAAUGGAGGGUAUGCCCGGAGCCCCAAGCAUGAAGAUGUACUCAAGAGACGAUCUGAUGAAAAAUAACUUCGGUACUGAAGACGAUGAUGAUGAGGAUGAUGAAGAUGAGGAGGAUAACUUCCCAAAGAACUUGGGGAAGGUUCUGAAAGACAGAGGUUCUCAAAAGAAAGAUUUGAAACAGCAAGUCGUGCAACAGUUCAAGGAUACCAGCAAGAAGUUGAAAGGGCAUGUAAACCAGGUGUCCAAGAUGGUAAAGAAAUGGUGGCAAGGGACGAAGAAGCCUGCAAAAUCUGGUAAAAGCAAAACUGAACUCUGAAGACCAAGUACUGGCAAAUCAGUUCAGUAAAUUCAUCCAUCUUCCGCUUUCCUGGAGCAAAGUUUUGGAUGAUCUUCGGAAGAUAAGCCACAUAUCUUUUGAUAGAGUUUAGCUACAUAAUGUGUACAAUUUUUUUUUCAAUUACUUUCAGUGUACACUAGAACUAGAAUCUGGAGCUCAACUGGGAACUACAGAUAGUUUACCAGGCUAGUAAAGUUUGAGACUUGGUGUGACAUACUUCGUUGUAAAACAAUUGGCCAUAACAUCAUCUCUGAGCUGCUGGAGGUUUACACAGGCAGGCAUUGUCCAAA
Panicum virgatum (switchgrass) is the source of this 1322-nucleotide messenger RNA. RefSeq lists its product as uncharacterized. Lineage: Eukaryota; Viridiplantae; Streptophyta; Magnoliopsida; Poales; Poaceae. The coding region runs from base 97 to 1011 and encodes 304 amino acids. The transcript is spliced from 7 exons. The record is from RefSeq and is a predicted model, not a curated record.